AUAUGUAUACUACUUGUACCUAUGUAUGUACACUAUUGGAGGUAGGUGAAUAAACCAGUUAGUUGAAGCUCAGCCACCGUGUUUUAUUGACACCUUUACAUGGCGCAGCCGGUAAUAAAACCUGUGAUAGCAAAAAUAUCGAUAGUGCUCAGAAUACAAAUAAUUAAAAACAUUUGACUAAGUGAUCGUGAUUAAAAAUAAAAUAAAUUGUGUCUAAAACCACGCUUGUAAAUAUUAGCCGAGGUACGCGUGUGUAAAAAUGGAGGCAAUACUUAAGCCGCCAUCUGCGUUCCAAUUUGACAAUAACUUAUCUAGUGUUACAUCGGGAAAUUUAUCAAAGUCAUGGGAAGAUUGGAAGAAAUCAUUUAAUGUGUAUUUUGAAGCGUGUGAGCUAAAUAAAAAGGACCCGAAUGUUCAAAUAAACAUUCUCUUACACGUGAUCGGUGCAAAAUGCAGAGAGGUAUACGAUCAAAAGCCCUCAAAGUGUUCGACUUUAAAACAAGCGCUCGAAAUAUUCGACAAUUUCUUUCUACCUAAAAAGAAUGUAACGGUUGAGCGACAUAAAUUUUUUACAAGAGACCAGUUAAAUUCGGAAUCUAUUGAGCAAUACGUUUACGAAUUAAACAAGAUGGCGUCAAAUUGCGAAUUUAAAGAUUUGUCAAGUGAGUUAGUAAAAGAUCGACUUAUUUGUGGAAUCAAAGAUGGCGGAUUACGUGAACGGUUACUCAGAGAGCCUGAUUUAACACAGGCUAAAGCCCUCGACAUAUGUCGAUUGGCAGAACUGUCGAAGGCACAAGCAGGAAAUAUAAAAAAUGAAUCUGCAAAUCAUCAAAUACACGAAGUGUGUCAGCAUCAUGGUGAAAGCUUGGAGCCAGAAGGAGACGAGUCGGUGUACUGGGUGCAGAAUACGCGCUGCAGCUGUGGAGCGGGAGCGCGGCCGGGAGCGCCGCCUCGCGCCGCCGCCCCUGCACGAGGACCGCAGGGGGCGCGCCGGCGCGGGCGAGGGCGAGGCCGGGGUCGCGGGAGACGACCUGCCGCCUUCGCCACCCCCCAGCCAGCCGGGACGGGCUGGUCGGCCCCUGGAGGCCAGACCGCCGUCCCGCAGACAUCUUCGCGUCUAGUGAAUAAAGUGUGUGAAAAAUGUGGUACAAACCACGAGUAUUACAAGUGCCCAGCAUAUGGGGUAGUGUGCAAUAAUUGCAAUCGCCAUAAUCACUUUGCAAAAAUGUGUAAAGUAUAUCACGUUGAAGGAUCUUCUGAUCAGGUAAAUAACCAAGUUUCCUCAAAAAUUGAUUGGUCUACAAAUCUAAACAUAAAUGGUACCUGUAUUAACUUUAAACUGGAUACAGGGGCUGAUGUUAACAUUUUGCCUAAAAGUUAUCUUACACAGAUUAAUUUAACAGAAGCUGAUCUUAUUAGUACAUCAAUAAAAUUAAGUGGAUACUCAGGGCACAAAAUAAAUACAGUAGGUAAAUGUAAUUUAAAAGUGGAGUAUAAAGGUAAUCAAUAUAUACUAAAGUUCAUUGUGGCAGAUGUUACAUCAUCACCCAUUAUAGGAAAAAAUGCAUGUCAGGAGUUAAAUUUAAUAAAAUUGGUCAUGUCAGUGAAUGAAAAUGAAUAUGAAAAAACUAUUUUUCAUGAGUAUGCGGAUGUAUUUGAAGGAAUAGGUUGUCUUCCGGGUUGUUACAAAAUUCAAUUAAAAGAUAAUGCAAAACCGGUAAUCCACGCUACAAGAAAACUACCGAUUGCUCUAAAAGAAAAGGUUAAGUUAAAACUUGACGAAAUGGUCAGUCUAGGUAUAAUAUCUAAGGUGGAGGGACCUACUGACUGGGUCAAUAGCAUGACUAUUGCAAAGAAACCAAAUGGAGAUCUUAGAAUUUGCCUUGAUCCGCAAGAUUUAAAUAAAGAAAUAAAAAGAGAACACUACAAACUACCAACUUUAGAUGAAAUUGCAGCAGAUCUGUCUGGAACUUGCAUGUACAGUACGCUAGAUGCCCGGCAAGGAUUUUAUCAACUUAAAUUACAUGACGACAGUACCGAUCUAUGCACAUUUAACACUGCUUUUGGUAGGUAUAAGUUUUUACGUUUACCAUACGGUAUAACUUCCGCCUCAGAAGUUUUUCAUAAAAAACUCUUCGAAUGCUUAGAUGGGAUUGAGGGAACUUGUCAGUUUAUUGAUGAUAUACUUGUAUAUGGCAGGUCAAAAGAAGAGCAUGAUGCGAGAUUACGUAAAGUACUAGACAGGUGUAGGGAAAUAAACAUUAAACUUAAUAAACAAAAGUGUAAAGUAGGCCUAAAAGAAAUUAAAUACUUAGGUCAUAAAAUAAGUAAGAACGGAAUUUCCCCUGAUGACACACACACCUCAGCUAUUCGAAAUAUGCCAGAGCCCAGAAAUACAAAAGACCUAGAAAGGUUUUUAGGGCUUGUACAAUACGUAGGUAAUUUUAUUCCUAAUUUGUCGGAUAAAACACAUCUAUUAAGAGCGCUACUAAAAAAAGAUACUGAAUGGCAAUGGUCAGAAAACCAUAGGAAGUGUUUUGAUCAGAUAAAACAAUCCUUAUCUAAGCCCCCUGUACUCAAAUACUACAGUCUGGAUAUACCUAUAACGUUGUCUGUAGACGCGAGUAAAAACGGCCUAGGUGCCUGUCUAUUACAGGACGGUCUUCCAGUCUGUUAUGCUUCAAAAUCCUUGAAUAAAACCGAGCAAGCGUAUGCACAAAUAGAAAAAGAGCUUUAUGCUUGUGUUUUUGCAUGUGAAAGAUUUUAUUCAUACUUAUUUGGCCGCACUGAUAUAACUAUUGAGACUGACCAUAAACCUCUGGUUAGCAUAAUAAAAAAACCAAUAGCGAAUGCGCCGGCUAGGUUACAAAGAAUGCUAAUGAGGCUUCAACCCUAUACAUUUACCCUUGUGUAUAAGCCCGGCAGGUACUUAUACGUAGCGGAUGCACUUUCUCGUGCUUGUGAGACUCAACAAAGUAACGUACAAGGCGAAUCACGUGAUAACUUAGACAUUCAAGCGCAAGUAUGUUCGGUGUCUGUAGCUUAUCCUCUGACAGAUACUCAUUUUAUAACAAUUCAAAAAUGCACGAGCAGUGACAGUGAACUACAGUUAUUAAUUAAAACAAUACAAAAGGGAUGGCCGACGCAUAAAAAAGAGGUCGAUAUAAAACUUAGAUGUUAUUGGGAUGUAAGAGAUGAACUAACGGUACAGUAUGGUCUAGUCUGGCGAGGUUCACGGAUAGUUAUACCUAAGUGUCUACGCAGCGAAAUGCUACAAAAAAUACAUAUCGGUCACUUAGGUAUUGAUAAAUGUAAGCUUAGGGCUCGCGAAAUCAUGUACUGGCCAAAUAUGAACUCUCAGUUAGCAGAUCUGAUAUCACAUUGUCAAGCAUGCAUCACAUACAAAAGGUGUAAUAGUAAAGAAACAUUAUUACAACAUAGUACGCCUAACAGAGCAUGGUCUAAAAUAGCUAUGGAUAUGUUUCACUUCCAAGGACAAAAGUACCUAUUAAUUGUAGAUUAUUACAGCAAAUUCAUUCAAGUAAUAAAAAUGAAAACAAUUACAUCAGAUCGUGUCGUAAAACAAUUAAAAUCCGUGUUCAGUACCCAAGGGAUUCCGGAUAUAGUCAUAAGCGAUAACGGACCGGAAUUUAGUAGCGAAAUAUUUAAAAAGUUUACAAUUGAAUGGAAAUUUCAGCACAUUACGUCAUCUCCGAUUUAUCCGCAGUCAAACGGGCUGGCCGAAAGAGCGGUGCAGACAGUUAAAAACAUUAUGAAAAAAACAAGUUAUAAUAACGGUGAUUUUCGAUUAGCAUUACUUGAGUACCUAAACACUCCUAUUGAUAACGAACUGGCCUCUCCGGCGGAAUUGUUGAACAGUCGUAAGUUUCGGAGUAUUGUUCCUUGUCCACCAAACUUAUUACAACCUAAAAUUCAAAAAAAUGUUGUAACCCAGCUUGAACGUAGAAAAUACACACAGAAAACAUACUACGAUAGAAAUGCAAAAGAUUUAUCACAGUUAAAACUAGGUCAAAAAGUUAAAGCUAGAUUAAAUAAUGAAUGGAAAAACGGAAUUAUUACUAAAUUAGAAGGACCACGGUCUUACUCGAUACUAAUAGAUAAUGAAAAUGUGAUUAUCCGUAAUCGACGUCACAUAAUACCCGACUCGGAACGUCGAACAUCAAAUCAAAAUAAUUACUCCAAGUUAGCAUACGACGACAUACGAGUAACGAGUGAUCAGCCGGGUUCAAGGUCACCCGCCGCCCGCGCGCCGCACAGCCCCUGCAUCCAGUCAGCUGUUCAUGUUGAUAACAAUGUACCUGUUCCUAAUCAAUAUGUAACUCGUUACGGCAGGACAGUGAGACAGCCUGAUAGGUGGGGAUGGUGACGCCCUGUACUGAAUCACGGAAGAAAUUACGUGUUAACUAUCUUAGAUUAACAAUAUCCAUCUAGGUACUUUGUGUUAAAGUAGGUAUCGUUGUGUUAUAUAAAGAAUAUAUUUAAUUUAGUUCAUAGAUAUUAUUAUAGUUACAACGAGGUAAACAAUUGUAUAAGUACCUAGUAUUUUUUUUUUAACAUAAAUGUUUAUUUCUAGUUUAGUAUAUGGUGCACAGCAGCACACCUAUUUACAUUAUAUUAUAAUCAAUUAUACCUACGAGUUUACACUGUAUUUGUUUUCAACUAUUUAAAGCCAACCACCUAUAAUGUCUGUUACUAUUGGCACUAUUGGUUAGUAUUGGCCUUAUACAUAUACGUACUUACCAUAUACCUACCUAACUAGCUAAUAAAUGAUUGUUGAUUAUAAGUACUUUGUGUAAUUAAGUUCCUACCAUUGCAAGAAAACCGUUAAUUGUUGAUAACUUCAUAAUUCUUUACCGAUGUUUAAG
Molecule: messenger RNA, 4886 nt
Organism: Plutella xylostella (diamondback moth)
Lineage: Eukaryota; Metazoa; Arthropoda; Insecta; Lepidoptera; Plutellidae
Source: RefSeq, a predicted model, not a curated record